Penicillium maclennaniae is the source of this 1659-nucleotide messenger RNA. Its product is annotated as Gfo/Idh/MocA family protein. The transcript has a single exon. Gene Ontology annotation, molecular function: nucleotide binding. NCBI's taxonomy places the organism in Eukaryota, Fungi, Ascomycota, Eurotiomycetes, Eurotiales, Aspergillaceae. Bases 1 to 1659 code for a protein of 552 amino acids. The record is from RefSeq and is a predicted model, not a curated record.
AUGAAAGAGCCCCAGCUCCCCCAAACAGACGUCCUCGUCACCUCCAUCAGCUCUUCAAGGUCUACCCCAAAGCAACUGCGCUUCCUCGUGAUCGGUGCGGGUUCUCGCGGUAACGCCUAUGCUCGUGCCGUGACAAAAGUGACACAGGGCACAAUCCACGCCGUCGCCGAACCACACCCCUUCAAACGACGGGAAUUCGGCCGGAACUACAUCUGGGGAAAGGGAUCAGCAAAGGAGGGCCAGGCAUUCGCCGACUGGCGCGAAUGGAUUCAAUGGGAAACCAAACGACGAAGCACACACGGCCUCCACAACAGCACAGAGAUACCAGACUCAGGACCCGUCGGAGUCGACGGUGUAUUCAUCUGCACAUUAGACGAGACACACAUCGAGGUCAUCAAGGCCAUCGCCCCGCUCAACCUACACAUCUUAUGCGAGAAACCACUCGCUCUCUCGCUUGAUGACUGUCUCACUGUCUACCGCACCCUCCAACCACCCAAAGGUGCCGAGCAACGUCCACGACCCCCGUCGAAGAUCUUCUCCAUCGGCCACGUCCUGCGCUACAGCCCACACAACAUCCUCCUUCGCAAACUUCUCCUCUCAGACCAAGUCAUCGGCGACAUUGUGUCCUUGGAACACACCGAGCCCGUCGGCUGGUGGCACUUCUCUCACAGCUAUGUGCGUGGGAACUGGCGCCGCGCAACACCCACAGGCGACGGCUCCCUCUUAACCAAAUCAUGCCACGACAUCGACUUCAUUCUCUGGCUCCUCUGCUCGCCGCCUUCGCUUGAAAAUGCCAUGUCAAAGGGCCAUGAACCGCACUUUCCACGCAGUAUCUCGUCGGUGGGAUAUAUGACGCAAUUCAAACGAUCGAGGAAACCAGUCACGGCUGGCGAUGCUACGAUUUGUCUCUCUUGUCCCGCGGAACGAGAGUGUAACUAUAGUGCCUUGCGGAUCUAUAACGAUCGACAUCUGGCCAAGGGGAUUACGGGAUGGCCGGUUGAUAUUGUCUGUCCUGACAUCGAGGACGUGGUCCAGACGCAGGGUACUGCGGCGGCGAAGGAACAUUUACUUGAGAAGCUACGCGAGGACUAUGAGGUUGGGAAGAAUUCAGAUUUGGAUAUUGCUUCGCGCCCUUGGUAUGGUCGGUGUGUUUACGAGGCGGAUAAUAAUGUCUGUGAUGACCAGGUCGUCACCUUUGCCUGGGAUGAUGAAGAGACCGAACCGCGUCGGUUGGCGAAGACAGCUACGUUCCAUAUGAUCGCGCCAACGGAGAAACAGUGUGAGCGGCGGGGUCGUGUGUAUGGGACAAAAGGAGAGAUUGAAUACGACAGUCGGACCAUCUCGAUCUACGAUUUCGCUACGGCGAAGACGCAAGUUAUUGAUGUGCCACCUCCGCCUCCCGAUCAGAAGGAGUCUCAUGGUGGUGGUGACUAUGGCUUGGCGCGACAGUAUGUCAAUGCUGUUGAUGCGGUGGUGAAUGGGGGUUUGGAUGUGGAGACGGCGCAGGCACGAUUUGUUGGAUGCAAUUUGGAAGAAGCAGUUCGCAGCCAUGCGGUUGUCUUUGCCGCUGAAGAGGCGAGGCGCGAUGAGAGGGUUGUCAAGUGGAGGGAGUGGUGGGAUGAGAAGCUGAAGACGUCGGCUGCUGUUUGGGCUACGUGA